Coregonus sp. 'balchen' is the source of this 10639-nucleotide messenger RNA. NCBI's taxonomy places the organism in Eukaryota, Metazoa, Chordata, Actinopteri, Salmoniformes, Salmonidae. The record is from the annotation of a GenBank genome assembly.
GCGCCAUUGAGGCUACAACCCAUCGGAAUCCCCACACAGUUGACUACUUUAAAAUGGCGGAAACCCUUAAUGGCGCUGCCCAUGCUAAAGUUGCCUUUUGGCCACUAGAGGCCUUUAUCAUUUUCUAUGGUGAAAACACCAAAUUGUUUUGAUACAGCGCCUAGCUAGCUGGUGAAUUCAGAAAACAAGUAUGCCCGGGGCUGACAAGGAAGCAGAUUUGACAGAGCGAAUUGAGGCUUUUCUGGCUGAUUUGAAGCGGGGAGGUUGUGGGACAGGACCGAUCCGAGGGUCGGGAGAAACCGCUAGAGAAACCACAGCUCUUCUCCGGAAAAUAACAUCCCAGGCACGAUGGAGCAACGCAGGUAGCUAGCUAGCUAACGUUUAUAGUUAAUAGCAGAAGUCUAGCUUAUUCGAAAGCUCAGCUACCGGGUAGUUAGUUAGUUAGUUAGCUAGCUAGUUUGCCUCCUAGCUAACGUUAGGUAGUCUCUGCCACGGUUUUUUUCAAAUCGAUUUAACGUCUACUGUAGUUUUCUAUUGACACCUGUUAGAGUAGCUAGCUGUCAAAAUGUGAACUGCCACGAUAGGCUGAUGUCGUCUCAUCUGUAAUUUUGAAACGGAUCAAUUGGUGUGACUAAGCGAUGUCUGAAUAUAAUUCACUACUAGGAAUGAUGUAUGACAAAGAUAUCCUCCUGUAUUUGAUGAUAGGCGACCUAAUGGAAAUCAUUCGCAAGGAGGGGAGGAGAAUGACGGCCGCACAGCCGUCCGAGACCACCGUGGGCAACAUGGUACUGCGCGUACUCAAGAUCAUCAGGGAGGAGUAUGCCAGGUGAGUUUAUGAACAAGCAACAUCCACAAAUUACUAAAGUUGUUUGAGCGUCUGCUACUUGUUGCUAACCUUGCUUGUUGUGUUCUGUGGACCUCGCAAGACUAGUUGCCAAGGGCAAGGUGCCAAAUGAUGCAACAGUUGGAAAUGUGAGGAGCUUUUUUCCCCAGUUGUUUUCUCUCCUGUCAUGGUAAGUGUGUUUGUGUCCCCAGGUCUCGUGGUAGCAGUGAGGAGGCAGACCAGCAGGAGUCCCUUCACAAGUUGCUGACCUCAGGGGGGCUGAGCGAGGAGAACUUCAGACAACACUUUGCUCCUCUCAAAGCUAACGUCAUAGAGGCUAUCAAUGAACUCCUCACAGAGCUAGGUAAGACACAUUCACUUACAGCAGUGUUUCCCCAACUCUGGUCCUCCAGUACCCCCCAAAGUACACUUUUUUUUUUUGUAUGUAGCCCCGGACAAGCACACACUAAUCAUCAAGCCCUCAAUGAGUUGAAUCGGUUAUGUUUGUCCGGGCUACAACAAACUUGUGUAUUGUUGGGAAACACUGUCUUAGAGCACACAGAUACUCCACCAACAGUCUCUCUCUUUCCCCAUCUCCUUCAUAGACCUAUUGAGGCCAUAGUUCAAUAGUUGGUUGUGGCUGAAAUUUAAAAUGAUUCAAACUAAGUCUCCUUUAGUUUAAACCAAUCUUCUCUGUUGGUUUUUACACUAUACACAUCCCCAUGGGUAUAACCAUGGUCAAGCAGCACUGAGCUAACUGUCUUCUUCUUCUUUCUCCCAGAGGGCACCACAGACAACAUCGCCAUGCAGGCCCUGGAGCACAUCCACUCCAACGAGGUCAUCAUGACUGUCGGCCGCUCACGCACCGUCGAGGCCUUCCUCAAAGACGCAGCGAGGAAACGCAAGUUCCACGUCAUCGUGGCCGAGUGUGCUCCCUUCUGCCAGGUAUCCACCGUUCCUCCAUCCUUUCAUCCCUCAUUCGCUCCCACCAUCCCUCCAUCCCUCCUCUAUCCCACUUCUGUAUAUUCAUAGAAGGAACACACAUGGGAGCUAGGGAUGUGACAAAUGUAAAAGGUUCUUAAAGUUUAAACUGCCAUUUUUAAAAAUGGUUUAAAUGUUGAACACUAGAACCGCUGGGCCUCGAGGGACCCCUCUUCACGCUAACGAGAAGUCAUUCUGACUGCAACAUUCUAACAGUGUAUUAAUACAUUUCAUAUAUACAAUUGCAAAAAAUAAUCAUUUGGUUGUGUUUAUGAAGGUGUUAGGUAACAUUGGAAUACAUUUAUUUAUUUAUUUAUUUAUUUUUUAUAAUACAGUAGCAAUUUCAUUAGUUUAUGUUAAUGUAGGCUAUAUGGAAAAACAAAACAAUUCAAGUGUUCACUCAACGUUAUUAGUGGAGUGCCUUUUGUCACAACUAUGAAACAGAAAGCAAACUGUAUGAGUUGGAACACGGUGACGGCUUCUUUUUAUAACGUCAAAAUACCCCCAACCACAAAGGAAAACAUCAGUAGCCUAAACGUCAUUAUAAGCGGCAGGUAGCUUAGUGGUUAAGGGCGUUGUGCCAGUAACCGAAAGGUCGCUGGUUCAAAUCCCCAGAGCCGACUAGGUGAAAAAUCUGUCGAUGUGCCCUUGAGCAAGGCACUUAACCCUAAUUGCUCCUGUAAGUCGCUCUGGAUAAGAGCGUCUGCUAAAAUGACUAAAAUUAAAAAUGUAACUAUGAAACAGAAAGCAAACUGUAUGUGUUGGAACAGCUUCUUUUUAUAACGAUAAAAUACCACAAAGGAAAACAUCAGUAGCCUAAAGGUCAUUAUAAGCGCCAAGUGUGCUUGAUAAAUAGUGAAAAUCAGCACAAAAGCAAUAAUGGCAUAAUUAAUAUAUUUAAGUGUUGAUAAUGACAGCAGUCAAUUAUUGUCUAUACUUGUUCCAAGCGUUGGACACCAUGGUGAAUGUGUCCGUUUCCAUAUUUCUUUGUCAUCAAAGCGGAGGUAACACAUGAUCUCUCUGAAGCAAUCCCGUGACAUGGUUUCUCCAAAGAAAGGUAUCCCAUACAUGUGUGACCGGAAGGUCUCCAUACACACGCUCUAUCCACCGAAUGCUCCACGGACAUGCAGGAUUGAAAUGAACGCUUCCAGCUCAUCAACAGACGGACCCCAGGCAGUGUUUCCUUCAUCAACAGACGGACCCCAGGCAGUGUCUCCUUGCUCCCUGUACCCCUCAGCCACAGUCCAGUCCCUGACCCCAGGCAGGGUUUCCUUGCUCCCUGAACCCCCCAGCCCCAGUCCAGUCCCUGAUGUGCUGUAGCAUGUCCAUGUCACAUAAAGCAACCAAAGCUGGUGAGUGCGUUGCUGCUGUUGCGUAUUGCUUGAGAUGUAGGGCCUGCUCUCUCAGUGAUGACAUUUUGUGCUGAUGAUCGGCCCGUAGUAUUGUCAUCGGCUUUCAUUUGGUGGCGGCGCGGGCACCUGCUCAGUGCACACCGUUCUGGCUUUUUUUUGCGCGUAGGCCUCGACGGUGUAGGUUCAGGCUGAGGCUUAGAAUCAGAAUCAUCGGAGAUGUCAUGACUAAUUUCUUCCCCACCAUCGGAGUCGUUUUUCAUUCAGAUCUUGUAGGAUCGUUAACGCAGCAUGUGCAUCCAUUCGUUCUUGGUCUUCUUGACAUUUGUAAAUUACGCGUUCUUUCACUGUGUACUCCGAUACAGGGUACAUGCACACUGUAAUAUUUAUAAUUAGAAUAUACCAAUACAAUACAAUGGCCCGCCCCUGUUCUUCAUUCACAAGGGGUGAUUUACAUAAUUAUGCAUCAUUUGCUUCCCCGUCGCUCAUCAACUCACCCAUCGUCCCAUCAUGCUUUACUUCAUUUCUACCCAUCAUGCUUUACUUCAGUUCUACCGUCUGUUGUUAUAUCUGUGACAUUUUAUUUGGGUGUGUUUUAGGUUCAGUUUUGAAGGUAAUUAUCGGGGCACCUUUACAUUUACACGACGCUCUUAUCCAGAACGACUUACAGGAGCAAUUAGGGUUAAGUGCCUUGCUCAAGGGCACAUCAACAUAUUUUUUCACCUAGUUGGCUCGGGGAUUAGAACCAGCGACCUUUCGGUUACUGGCACAACGCUCUUAACCACUAAGCUACCUGCCGCCCCCUUCAACUAUCGGGAGUAGGAGUGUAGCAGGCCCUACUGUUGGGAGUAGGAGUGUAGCAGGCCCUACUAUCGGGAGUAGGAGUGUAGCAGGCCCUACUGUUGGGAGUAGGAGUGUAGCAGGCCCUACUAUCGGGAGUAGGAGUGUAGCAGGCCCUACUAUCGGGAGUAGGAGUGUAGCAGGCCCUACUGUUGGGAGUAGGAGUGUAGCAGGCCCUACUAUCGGGAGUAGGAGUGUAGCAGGCCCUACUAUCGGGAGUAGGAGUGUAGCAGGCCCUACUGUCGGGAGUAGGAGUGUAGCAGGCCCUACUAUCGGGAGUAGGAGGGGCAACUGGGGAAAACCCAUUCAGAAAAAUGACAUGCCCUCAUGAAACUGGUUCUAACUCCAGUUCUGUUUGUGAUAUUAAGAUUCUAACGUCAGUGUGUUAAAUAGAUUUAUUUAGGAGAAGUCAAGGACGGAGGGAGGUAUGACUUUUAAAAAAAAAUGUCAAUCUGUAGCUCAGCUGGUAGAGCACGGCGCUUGUAACGCCAAGGUAGUGGGUUCGAUCCCCGGGACCACCCAUACACAAAAAAAUAAAAUAAUGUAUGCACGCAUGACUGUAAGUCGCUUUGGAUAAAAGCGUCUGCUAAAUGGCUUAUUAUUAUUAUUAUUAUCAAGAGUAAUACAAAAAUAAAAUUAAUGAACAGUCAAAAUGACUGCUUUAGUGGUUCUAGUGUUAAAUGAUAAAAAUAAAAAAAUAACAUAAAAUGACAUGAUUUCACAAUACAGAUAUGGUCCUGCGUAUGACCGCUAGGGGGCAAUGCUGUUCAAUCUACCUCAGUCCUGGCUAACUACCCGACAGAGCUCACCUUACUGCUGUCCUGGCUACCUACCAGACAGAGCUCACCUUACUGCUGUCCUGGCUAACUACCAGACAGAGCUCACCUUACUGCUGUCCUGGCUAACUACCAGACAGAGCUCACCUUACUGCUGUCCUGGCUACCUACCAGACGGCGCUCACCUUACUGCUGUCCUGGCUACCUACCAGACGGCGCUCACCUUACUGCUGUCCUGGCUACCUACCAGACGGCGCUCACCUUACUGCUGUCCUGGCUACCUACCAGACGGCGCUCACCUUACUGCUGUCCUGGCUACCUACCAGACGGCGCUCACCUUACUGCUGUCCUGGCUACCUACCAGACGGUGCUCACCUUACUGCUGUCCUGGCUACCUACCAGACAGAGCUCACCUUACUGCUGUCCUGGCUACCUACCAGACGGCGCUCACCUUACUGCUGUCCUGGCUACCUACCAGACAGAGCUCACCUUACUGCUGUCCUGGCUACCUACCAGACAGAGCUCACCUAACUGCUGUCCUGGCUACCUACCAGACGGAGCUCACCUUACUGCUGUCCUGGCUACCUACCAGACGGCGCUCACCUUACUGCUGUCAUGGCUACCUACCAGACAGAGCUCACCUUACUGCUGUCCUGGCUACCUACCAGACAGAGCUCACCUAACUGCUGUCCUGGCUACCUACCAGACGUCCCCCACCCACUCAGCAACGAUGGUAGUUAAUGCCGUUUUAGGUUCUCUGUUGUGCCUCUCCUCCAUGUGCUCAGUAAAGGGGACUUCCUCUCCUCCAUGUUCUCAGUAAAGGGGACUUCCUCUCCUCCAUGUUCUCAGUAAAGGGGACUUCCUCUCCUCCAUGUUCUCAGUAAAGGGGACUUCCUCUCCUCCAUGUUCUCAGUAAAGGGGACUUCCUCUCCUCCAUGUUCUCAGUAACGGGGACUUCCUCUCCUCCAUGUUCUCAGUAACGGGGACUUCCUCUCCUCCAUGUUCUCAGUAAAGGGGACUUCCUCUCCUCCAUGUUCUCAGUAAAGGGGACUUCCUCUCCUCCAUGUUCUCAGUAAAGGGGACUUCCUCUCCUCCAUGUUCUCAGUAAAGGGGACUUCCUCUCCUCCAUGUUCUCAGUAAAGGGGACUUCCUCUCCUCCAUGUUCUCAGUAAAGGGGACUUCCUCUCCUCCAUGUUCUCAGUAACGGGGACUUCCUCUCCUCCAUGUUCUCAGUAACGGGGACUUCCUCUCCUCCAUGUUCUCAGUAAAGGGGACUUCCUCUCCUCCAUGUUCUCAGUGCUCAGUACAUGGGACUUCCUCUCCUCCAUGUUCUCAGUGCUCAGUACAUGGGACUUCCUCUCCUCCAUGUUCUCAGUGCUCAGUACAUGGGACUUCCUCUCCUCCAUGUUCUCAGUGCUCAGUACAUGGGACUUCCUCUCCUCCAUGUUCUCAGUAAAGGGGACUUCCUCUCCUCCAUGUUCUCAGUAAAGGGGACUUCCUCUCCUCCAUGUUCUCAGUAAAGGGGACUUCCUCUCCUCCAUGUUCUCAGUAACGGGGACUUCCUCUCCUCCAUGUUCUCAGUGCUCAGUACAUGGGACUUCCUCUCCUCCAUGUUCUCAGUGCUCAGUACAUGGGACUUCCUCUCCUCCAUGUUCUCAGUAAAGGGGACUUCCUCUCCUCCAUGUUCUCAGUAAAGGGGACUUCCUCUCCUCCAUGUUCUCAGUAAAGGGGACUUCCUCUCCUCCAUGUUCUCAGUAAAGGGGACUUCCUCUCCUCCAUGUUCUCAGUGCUCAGUAAAGGGGACUUCCUGUCCUCCAUGUUCUCAGUACAUGGGACUUCCUGUCCCACUCCUCAUCCAUGUGAUGGCUCAUUGCAGUGAUUUACGACAGCGUGUUCAUGAACGUCCAACAACCUGUUGUUAACGCCACGUUUGGUGUUUGAGAGCUUGAACUUUGUACUUGCAGAGCAAUCGGUGUACAAUUCUUCCAUCUAAGGCCUCACGGUUUUUUGACAUGGCAUCUAGUAGUCUGCUUCUAGAUAUGCCAUCAGGGCAUUGAAGCAGACAUCUUCUACCAUUGACAAUGGCUGCAUAUCAACUGCAAUAAUUUCUGUAAUAAGCACUGUGGUUUUCUCACUCCGUCCCCUUAUCGCACUGCUGCCAGCAACAGGUUGGGUCUCGUGGUAGUGAUGCGCGGGUAAGCUGUUUGAUCAUCCGCACCUGCCCGACUUGUUUAUAAUUAGAUACAUGCAGAUUCUCUUCUGUCAUUUUUUUUGUCUUCUAGUGCAACAAGUAAUAUGUCCUACAUCAAUAGAAUGAAUGCUUCAAUCUAGUGGCAAAGGGUAAAGUUUUCUUUUUCAGCUCUGCUUCUCUCUCACGGCAAAUACGUUUAGGGACCGGGAGAAAAUGCAAUAUGUGAAUAAAAAAACCAGGAAAGAAUUUUCGUGCAAAAUUUCCAAAUGACAUCAGUUUGAGUGGUUUUAAGGGAAUUAAUAGCUGAAAAUGACCCAACAUGUUUCUGAUAUGAUUUCAGUUCGGCUUGGAUGCAUAUUUGAUAUGGUUGAAAUGGUAUCAGCGUUUAUGAUGCUGAUAAAGAUGGCACCUUUACAGACGGUCCCUAACCUUGCAUUAAUUCUCUGAAGAUGCUGAAAUAGAUAAAUCAUAUUUAAUGAAUCGACUGUCUCUUAAAAUGUUUGUACAUGUGUUAUUGAAUAAUGAACAUUACAUUUAGGCAACACACUGUAGUAAUGAUCCUUUGUUUGCCUCAUUCCCAAGGGUCAUGAAAUGGCUACUAAUCUCUCCAAAACCGGCAUCGAGACCACUGUAAUAGCCGAUGCCGCCAUAUUUGCAGUGAUGUCCAGGGUCAAUAAGGUGAGUUUUACACAUUUACUGUUAUGGUGCUUUAUUUUGUGAUUUCCUUUAACAGACAGAACAUAAAAAGAGGUAGUAAUAUAGAGACGUUUUUAAUUCAAGCGUUUAAAAGCACAACGUCAAAUGCUUAUUUCCGGUCUUGUUUAAUCAGAACCGCUCUCUGAUUUACUUAACAAUAAGGAAUUUAAGAAGUCUUUACUUAACAAUAAGGAAUUUAAGAAGUCUUUCUUCACUAGAGGAAGCUUGUCUAUUGUCAAUGCAACUAAACUGGUUUGAUUCUGCUCCUCCUAUUGGUUGUCCUCUCACCAGGUCAUCAUCGGAACACAGACCGUUCUGGCCAAUGGCGGUCUCCGGGCGGUCAAUGGAACCCACACCGUAGCUCUGGCAGCCAAGCACCACUCUACUCCGCUCAUCGUCUGUGCUCCCAUGUUCAAGCUCUCCCCUCAGGUAUCCACGACAACACUCAUUAGGAACAGAAUAAUGACUUUCUGGAUAGAAGUUUGUAUCAGUGAGCCCUGCUUCACUGAUAGGUGAUAGGCGAGGCCAAACACUGGCAGACUAUGACGUUGUCUUCUGGUAUAUUCGUCAUUGUGUGACUUGACUGGUUGGAUUUUGUGUUCUCAGUUUCCCAAUGAAGAAGACACGUUCCAUAAGUUUGUCUCCCCACAUGAGGUGCUUCCGUUCACAGAAGGUAAACAUGCAAAUAUUUUUCUCACCUACAGUGCACUCGGAAUGUAUUCAGACCCCCUUUUUCCACAUUUUGUUACGUUACAGCCUUAUUCUAAAGUUGAUUCAAUAGUUUUGUCCCCUCAUCAAUCUACACACAAUACCCCAUAAUGACAAAGCAAAAACAGGUUUUUGCAAAUGUAAAAAAAAAAAAACAUACUAAUGGAAAUAUCACAUUUACAUAAGAAUUCAGACCCUUUACUCAGUACUUUGUUGAAGCACCUUUGGCAGCGAUUACAGCCUCUAGUAUUCUUGGGUAUGACGCUACAAGCUUGGCACACCUGUAUUUGGGGAGUUUCUCCCAUUCUUCUCUGCAGAUCCUCUCAAGCUCUGUCAGGUUGUAUGGGGAGCGUUGCUGCACAGCUAUUUUCAGGUCUCUCCAGAGAUGUUCGAUCUGGUUCAAGUCCGGGCUCUGGCUGGGCAACUCAAGGACAUUCAGAGACUUGUCCCGAAGCCACUCCUGCGUUGUCUUGGCUGUGUGAUUAGGGUCGUUGUCCUGUUGGAAGGUGAACCUUCGCCCCAGUCUGAGGUCCUGAGCGCUCUGGAGUAGGUUUUCAUCAAGGAUCUCUUUGUACUUUGCUCCGUUCAUCUUUCCCUCGAUCCUGACUAGUCUCCCAGUCCCUGUCGCUGAAAAACAUCCCCACAUCAUGAUGCUGCCACCACCAUGCUUCACCGUAGGGAUGGUGCCAGGUUUCCUCCAGACGUGAAGCUUGGCAUUCAGGCCAAAGAGUUCAAUCUUGGUUUCAUCAGACCAGAGAAUCUUGUUUCUCAUGGUCUGAGAGUCCUUUAGGUGCCUUUUGGCAAACUCCAAGCGGGCUGUCAUGUGCCUUUUACUGAGGAGUGGCUUCCGUCUGGCCACUACCAUAAAGGACUGAUUGGUGGAGUGCUGCAGAGAUGGUUGUCCUUCUGGAAGGUUCUCCCAUCUCCACAGAGGAACUCUAGAGCUCUGUCAGAGCGACCAUCGGGUUCUUGGUCACUUCCCUGACCAAGGCCCUUCUCCCCCGAUUGCUCAGUUUGGCCGGGCGGCCAGCUCUAGGAAGAGUCUUGGUGGUUCCAAACUUCUUCCAUUUAAGAAUGAUGGAGGCCACUGUGACCUUCAAUGCUGCAGACAUUUUUUGGUACCCUUCCCCAGAUCUGUGUCUCGACACAAUCCUGUCUCGGAGCUCUACGGACAAUUCCUUCGACCUCAUGGCUUGGUUUUUGCUCUGACAAGCACUGUCAACCUUAUAUAGACAGGUGUGUGCCUUUCCAAAUCAUGUCCAAUCAAUGGAAUUUACCACAGGUGGACUCCAAUCAAGUUGUAGAAAUAUCUCAAUCUCAAUCUCAAUGGAAACAGGAUGCACCUGAGCUCAAUUUCGAGUCUCAUAGUAAAGAGUCUGAAUACUUAUGUAAGUAAGGUAUUUCUGUUUUUUAUUUAUAAUACAUUUGCAAAAAUCUAUAAACCUGUUUUCGAUUUGUCAUUAUUGAGUAUUGUGUGUAGACUGAGGAAAAUGUAUAAUUUAAUCCAUUUUAGAAUAAGGCUGUAACAUAACAAAAUGUGGGAAAAGGGAAGGGGUCUGAAUACUAUUUUUUAUUUAUUUAACCAGGUAAGUCAGUUGAGAACAAGUUCUCAUUUACAUUGCGACCUGGCCAAGAUAAAGCAAAGCAGUGCAAUUUAAAAACAACAACACAGAGUUACAUAUGGGGUAAACAAAACAUAGUCAAACAUGCAACAGAAAAUCUAUAUACAGUGUGUGCGAAUGUAGUAAGUUAUGGAGGUAAGGCAAUAAAUAGGCCAUAGUGAAAAAUAAUUACAAUUUCGUAAUUAACACUGGAAUGAUAGAUGUGCAAAAGAUGAUGUGCAAAUAGAGAUACUGGGGUGCAAAUUAGCAAAAUAAAUAACAAUAUGGGGAUGAGGUAGUUGGGUGGGCUAAUUUCAGAAUGGCUGUGUACAGGUGCACUGAUUACUUCCUCUCAUCUGAUGUUCCUUCUCUAUCUGAGAGGUCCCUACUUGUCUCCGUAGGAGAGAUUCUGUCCAAGGUGUUGGACGGGAUACAGUUUAAUGUCCCUGGAUAGGAUACACUUUGUCUCUGAGGGGGAAAAUGUCUUAUUGCUUUAUACAAAAUGUAUUCAAAAUAAAAACUGCACAUGACUUUACUCUUAUCUGUUUAUAGGAGAGAUUCUGUCCAAGGUGAACGUGCACUGCCCAGUGUUCGACUACGUUCCUCCUGAACUCAUCACUCUGUUUAUCUCUAACAUCGGAGGCAACGCUCCCUCUUACAUCUACCGGCUGAUA